Maniola jurtina (meadow brown) is the source of this 2315-nucleotide messenger RNA. Its product is annotated as muscle segmentation homeobox-like. Gene Ontology annotation, cellular component: nucleus. The record is from RefSeq and is a predicted model, not a curated record. Gene Ontology annotation, biological process: regulation of transcription by RNA polymerase II; embryonic morphogenesis. The coding region runs from base 5 to 1093 and encodes 362 amino acids. Gene Ontology annotation, molecular function: DNA-binding transcription factor activity, RNA polymerase II-specific; RNA polymerase II transcription regulatory region sequence-specific DNA binding. NCBI's taxonomy places the organism in Eukaryota, Metazoa, Arthropoda, Insecta, Lepidoptera, Nymphalidae. The transcript has 3 exons.
CCGCAUGCGUACACGAGCCCCGAUCGCGAGUACAAGUGUCAAAGUGCUAAAUGGAACUCACCAGCGUUCAAUGUUAAAGAAACAAACAUUCGAGGACAAGGAAGUGAACAUGGCGAUACAGAGCGUCUCGAGGUACCCCAGCAGCCCGGCCGAGGCUACCGAGCCGCCCAAAAACUCCAGGAUAAGCUUCAGCGUGGCCUCCAUCCUCGCUGAUACUAAAGCGAACCAAGUCGAUGAAACCGCUGAGAUGAUCCGACACCACAGAACAAUCCCCGAGUCUCCAUUAAGACAAUCCCCUGCAGCGCAACCUGAGCUGCCCGGCGGAAAAUCAAUAUCACCUAGACCGUCAUCCCAAACACCACCUUUAAAUCUGAACGCAUCAGCGACGGUUACUUCUUCAGAUGAUGAAUACGAAGAUUCUGUUAAUCAAGAAGAUUCGAUAGUCGAUGUAGAAGAUUUACAAAAUGGAGCGCAGAGUGAUGAGGAUGAUAGGACGUCGACGCCCAAUGAUAAGGAGAGAUUAGGUCCAAUCAGGCCAACGCCGUUUAGUGCACUGGCUGCAGCGGCGGCGGCUUACCACGGUCUAGGCUGGCCUGGUCCCCCUUCCGUGGUACCUUCGUUUGGACCUCUAUUCCAGUCACAUUUUCCCGUUGGACACAUUACAGACGCCAACGGCGAGCCUCCUAAACUCAAAUGCAACCUCCGGAAGCACAAACCGAAUCGCAAGCCGCGCACCCCCUUCACCGCGCAACAGCUACGUGCUCUGGAGAGCAAGUUUGUCGACAAGCAGUACCUAAGCAUCGCUGAGAGAGCAGAAUUCUCGUCGUCUCUUGGUCUAUCUGAAACACAGGUCAAAAUCUGGUUCCAAAAUCGACGCGCAAAAGCGAAAAGGGUGCAAGAAGCGGAGAUAGAGAAGCUCAAAAUAGCGCAGUUCACCCGCCACCCCCACCACAUGUACCCGCACCCCCUCCAGCAAUACUUCCCACACCCUCUGAUGGGCCGGCCUUUGCCCAUGAUGCCUCCACACUUGGCCAUGCAAGCCUCCGUGCCGAGUUCACCAUCGCCCAGCACACAGUCUAACGGUCAGCAGUGAAACAAACCAAACAGGUUAAUAAACAGCUCUAAAACCCGACUACUACCGGCGAACCGCCGAUAGAUAGCGAUAGGUAUAGAAAAAUUGGUUUUUGUAUUUUUUCCUCUUACAUUUGGUAUCCCACUCGACACAAUAGCAAAAAAAUUUUUGGAAAUCCACUUUUUUGGAUGUAACAUCCGAUGCAUCUAACAAAUCAUCCAAUCAUAAGCCUUCCUUUUGGUUUCGCUGUAGUCGGGUAAUAACUGAAAACAUAAUGAGGAUUUAUUUAUUAUUACUAAUGGAUAAACUCUAUCCCUGGAAAGAAGUUAUAAAGCAUUCUUUCGGUUACAUUAUCCGUUUUGUUCGAAAUCAUAGACUUUAGCACAGUUUAAGGCUGUUUUAUUUGAAAAUAAGUUCAGAUUUGUAUUGAGUGGGCUAUUAAAUCUUCCGGAUUAAAGAAAAAAAAGGAUUUUAAUCAGAAAUAUUCCGUUUUGUUCGUCAGCUUCUCAAUUUUAUAGUAUCUUAAAUUUCUUCAAAGUGAAUCGUUACAGUAGCUUAAAAUACUACUUUCUAGUUAAACAAGACGCCUAAAAAAAAAUAACAAGUGUAUCGAAUACACCGUAUUAUAAAAUAGAAACAAUUUGAUGAAUAAUAUAAUUAGUAUAAAGGAAGAAAACUAUUGUACUGAAUAUUUAAGAUUUUGUAUAAUUUGGUUACCUAAAAAGAGACUGAAUUCGAUAUUGAAUGAAAAUAAUGAAUGUUAUUAUUUGGUUGUGUAAAAUUAUUUCAAUAACUGUUGAUUGGUUGAAUGACCAGUAAAAAUACUAUCACUAUUUUAAUGUAAUUUAUAUUAAAAAUAAUAAUUGCGAUAUUGUUGAUAGCAGUUUUCAGAGAAAACUAUCAAAAUACCAAAUUGGGUAUUGGACUGUUUUAUGAAAUGUAUCUCAGCCUAUUGUUUACAAUCCGGAUUGUUUAAAUUGUUUAAAAAAAAAAUUUAAAAUACUUGUCGUUUAUUGCCUCGUGAUGUCAUUAAUCGCCUUCAGUACAGCGUGACGUUAAUAAUUAAUUAAUUAAGUUAAUAAUAACGAAAAAUCAUGAUUUUUAUUUAAUUAUGAAAUAAUAAUGAAUUAAUAAUGAAUUGAUAAUGAAUUCUAGCCCAAUAAACUACCGCUACACAAAACAUCACAUCAUUUUAAUAACUACAGUCCAAAACCCUAUUGCACAACUAUAUUUUCGAAUGACA